Mytilus californianus (California mussel) is the source of this 1113-nucleotide messenger RNA. RefSeq names its product multiple epidermal growth factor-like domains protein 11. NCBI's taxonomy places the organism in Eukaryota, Metazoa, Mollusca, Bivalvia, Mytilida, Mytilidae. The coding region runs from base 97 to 1113 and encodes 338 amino acids. The transcript is spliced from 7 exons. The record is from RefSeq and is a predicted model, not a curated record.
CAGGGCAAUUAUUGAUGACAACAUGCAUUGGACCCCUUAAAGAGUUGCAAAAAUGGAUCCCUAACGUACAGAAAUCCUUUUGAAUCCAAACUGAAAAUGAUUUUAGAAUGCUGUCCUGAUUAUUCUGUACAGAAUGGAACAUGUCAAGCAUGCAUCGCCGGAAGAUAUGGUAAAAAUUGUCAGUUGCCAUGUUUGCCAAAUUACCACGGGGUCCAAUGUAAACAACACUGUAACUGUGCAUAUAAUAAGAAGUGCGAUCCGGUUCAGGGAUGCGUGUUUAAUGAAGGAUUUAAUGAACAAAAUGCCAAUAUUACAAACGAAUGUCACCAGAAAUUCUACAACAUUAGUUACAAUUUUAACUGCUCGGAUACCUGUUACUGUAGAAACGACACGUUCUGUAAUCCACGCUCAGGAGUAUGCGAGUGUAGCGACGAAACUUUAUGCAAAAACAUAACAAAAAAGUCAACUCCGAAGAAACAUACUGACACACAAAGUGUCCCAUUUAUUACCGUGGUAAAUUUCUCCGCCGUUGGCAUACCGAUGCUAUUAUUUACGUGUUUCCUCCUUAUAAAACAAUGUAAACUCCAGUACCAACACAGACCUCGGGAUAGUGAAACAAUCAGUGAUCAAACAUAUCAAAACGGUAUUUACUGCGAAAUAAAUGAUGACCAGCUCAAGGAUCAGACGAGAAUAAACUCUAGUGGCACCGGAAACUACAACUCAGAGAAAAAUUGUCAGCAAACAACAGAAGAGAACCAUAGACAUAUUUACAUCGCUAAAUCACUUCCGAAUUUGUGCAUGUAUGAGGAACAGUAUCUCAGUCCUUACUGUUCUCUUCAACAUGCUGAUAAUGACUAUCUAAACCCAUACUGUGCAUUGGGGUUGGAAAGGCGCGUUAGCAGUUGUUCAAAUCUGUUUACUCUUACAAACACUAUAGACGAAUCAUCAAAAAUACUGGACGGUACAACAGACCACAUCAGCUUACAACACCGUACUCUUAGUAUUAUAAAAACGGCCUUAAUAUAUAUGAUUUUCUUAUUAGUUGUUAUUCAUGCCCAGCAGGAAAAUAUGGGCGAUAUUGUUCUCUGCCAUGUACCGUAUAUACUCGCUUAA